ACUGCUGUUAACCUCACUGAAGCACACGCUUAUUACAUUGAACUUCUUUUCUUCUCAAAUAAUACGUCUCGGUUUUACACGCUUCGGAUCAAGGAUCCUGGCCACGACAAACCCCACAAAAUAGACAACUCAUAUCUUGUCCUCUACAGGAAAGGUGUGUAUGCAUUGCUUCUUGUUUAAGUAAGAGCUCGGUUACAACGAUUGACCCAGCAUGUUGAGUUAACUUUUGUCCGACACUGUUGGUUCCCCUGGUGUUUAAACCUGAUCUCCCUUAGACGGUGGUAAAUCUUGUGCUGUCAAGACUAGUACUCCUUGCGCCAUGGACAACUCCGUUCCAGUCCAGUAUAUUCCCCCAACUCAGCAAUCCUGUAGCCAGGGAGUUGCAUUGUUGAAUUGCCGUUCAAUCAAUGCAACGACACCAACUUUUACCUGCGUGCUCCUUUUCGCUUGUUAAGUUCAAACAUUUUCAGACUCUGAAGAGACCCACACCUUAAAGAUUUUCCUCAGUCAUGUUCUGUGUUUUAUUUAGAUGGAAAUUACAGUAUUCCGCAUCCUGGCGAAUGGGAUUCGUGGUCACCUUGCAGCGUGUCUUGUGGCCCACAAGAAGGAGUACAAGUCCGUAAUCGUUCGUGCGCCAAAAAUCCUACGUUGUUUAACAUAACAGAUGGCUUCGAGUCACGAGCUUGUAAUGUCGAAGCCGUACCCUGUAUAAUAGGUGAUUGAAAACUGAUGGCAAUUUUGAAUAAGCUUAAUGCACAAAUAAUGUAAGCAACCGAUAUAGUAUGAAAACUAAGCGAUUAUCAAUGGGUAAUUAGUAGAAUAAAGCUCCGGUCAAAUAAUCACAACAAACAAAAAUAUAGUUUUAUUAAUUGUCUUAUGUUUUGACAAUCGUCUUUUUCCCAAUAUCUUAACUAUUAACCUUCCAGACAUUAAAAAGGUAUCGUGUUUGAUUAAAAGUUAGCGCGCUAUAGUGUCUCGAGCGCAGAAUUUUCUUUGACUUAAAAUUUAAAUGAAAUGCUUUGUUCUUAACAGGUUCUACCUUGAUUAACGCACAAGCUUCCAGCUCCACUUCCAUUAUAGUCAGUUGGAACUCGGGUCAUUUUAGUAUCGACAACAGAGCUGUGGUUGGGUACAGGGUUCUCUAUGUUGACGACGCUGAGACUCAGCCAAAGCUGAAUGUCUCAGUAGGAGCCAACAUCUCGUCAAUAGAAUUGACGGGCUUGAUGGUCAACACAAAUUACUGCAUUCAAGUUCUAGCUUUUAGCAGUCAGGGAGAUGGAAAUGCGAGCGACUGUUUGUUUACCUCAACUGGAUUGAAUGGUACGUAGAAGGGCUAUAAUAUUGCCAAUUCCAAACGAAUGCUGGCUAUAUACCUGCUAAGCAUGCGUAAUGGCAGCCCGGAGAUUACGAUUUCGGGCCAUUUUUGCCGCCUGCAAAUAGUGUUGAGACUGCAGUUUUCUCAAUAUGAAUUAUAAUAUGAUCUCCUUUUAAAUAGGAUGUAAUGGUUCCAUUAUCAUGCUAAACAAUGACAGUGUAACUGGCUUUCACAUACUUUCCAAUGGUUCUCGUCUGCAUGGUAACUCUAUAACCGAGGAAUCAUUUACAGAUGAUAAUUUCACAAUAUGGUGUUUUAACGACUCACUGACGUCCUAUCUGGAAAUUAACUUAUCAACACUGCACCGAAUAUGUGCGAUUGAAACAAAAGGCUUACAAGCUUCCAGAAACGAAGUCAGGUACAUUUCUUCAUAUCGUGUUGAAAAUUCAACUGAUGGCAGAGAGUGGACCUUUUAUAAUCAAACGGAAAACGUAACGGUAAGCUGUGCUAGAUUUCAUUGUAAUAUAAGUUUUGAUGAUGAGGACCAUUACCGAUGUGUCGGUGUAACGAUGCUAUGAUCUCUUGACACUAUGUGCAUUCCAUAUGGAUGAUCCGCAUCCGGAUCAGUGAUGCGAGAUUACUCUUUUUUAUAGCCGCACAUCAAAGGAACCAACGAAUCCACUCUGGGAAAGGAUUCAUCGGUUCAAUUGAUGUAGCAUGAUUUUAGUGAUCUCUGAUCACUAGUCAUGAUCCGGGUCAUCCCAAAGGAAUGCACAGGGUUGUGUUUACUGGGGUCUGCCGUUUCGGUCGCCUGGGCGGUUUGGGUGACAUUCAUUCUUCAGGGAAAUGAUGAUUAAAAAGGCGUUUGUUCACAAAUAACUUUUUUUCCAGGUGUUUGAGGGAAGUGCAUAUGAUGCCCCACUACUCAGCAAGAAAAAUUAUCUGACAAAUGAUGAACUUCUGGCAUCACUUAUUCGUAUUUGGCCUGUGCAGUCAAUUGGAAACUGCACGCAACUAAAACUUUACGGAGGUCAAGGGUCAGGUCAAGGUUCAGGUGAAGGACAGAGUCGUAAGUUAAAUGGAAGUUAGGGUUAAAUCUAAGCUAUAAGUUGUCAAGCGCAUUUUUAAUAAGUUCCGUGAACGAGUUUUGUCCAUUUUUUAACCAACAAUUUUGCAAAAAUCUUGCGAAACAACUGGAAGGGACAACUUGGUGAGCCGUCAUCGCAUACACUUUCUUCUAGUUUUGGGUGUUUAAUUAGUGAUUCCUCCCUCUUAAUAUUUUUGCUUUGCAUUUUUAAAAUUGUUUUAGUUUUUAGCCUUUUUCAAACGUAUCCAAUAUGUUAGUGCUUUAGUUCUUUAGAUGCAUGUUUAAUCAAUUUGAGAUCCGUUUUCAUGGUGGUGGGUAGUAUGUUUUUAAUGGCUGAAGUUACAUCAGAUCUGAUACAUCAGUUCACCCUGUCCGCAGAGCUUUUCGUUGCUGGCUCGAUUGUGGCUUACUCGCUAAAGACUCUGCAUAAAUCGAGUAACAUUUUUGUUGAGCAUGCGCGGCAUGUUGCCAAGGUAAUAGUUGCGAAUCCAGACCUAAUAUCCGUGCGCCUACUAUAGCGGGCUCGGUUGUGACUAUCGGUUUAUCAGUAAACGCAAACUCUCACUCGAAAAAGAUUGACAAGAUUGACAAGUCCAGAGGGUCGGGCUGCGGCGACCUCAAAGGUUUGACGUAAUUCCGGCAGGGGCUCCUAUACUCCUCUUCAGUGAAGAAGGAAAGAAAAAAGGCUCUGCUUACGGGGUAAGAUCAGUUUGAAUGUUGAAACGGAUCCAAAAAGAAAGAAAUCUCUCAAAGAAUACGUGGAGGAGAACUACAGUUGAAGAUCUCCUAACAGACAGUCUCUUACGGCCGCCUCCCUCAGCCUUUUCUUAAUUCCCAUACGAACUCUGUAUUUUUACAUUCCUGUAUGGGGCCAACUCCAGUCACAGAGACCUUUUUCGCUCUCCGAGGGUGUCCGUUCUCGAGAGCUUCCAGUGUACUUUAAUCCUGGAGCAACGAAGCUCUCAGACACCUAUAUUUUGAUUGGACUUCUUAACAGUCGCUAUUGUGUUUAAGCGUAAAUACGUUUUUUGGGUCAAUAAUGUAUUUUUUCGGUAGAAAAUCAAACAACUCCUUCUGAGAGCUUCUUUGUAUCCCAUCCACUUUCCGGCAUCUUAAUAAGUCUUUGUUCAGUUAAUAAGCCUUUAGUUACAAAGAGGACAACUUCCAUGAUUUACACGUCUCAUUUGCGGGUGGUUGUUUGUGUUUUUGUCUUGUUCAGCACCAAGCUUUGAUAUCUAUGAAUGGACUCUUCAGGUGUUCAACAGCAGCUCAACCUCGUUAAACAUAAGUUGGAGUGUAAAUACGUCCCAUCCAGUCAGCCGAUACCUAAUCAGACUGACAAACCGCGAUAGUGUCACGAGCGCAGUAAGCAUCGUCGACCCAGACAAGAAAACAACAGAAGUACACGGAUUAUUUAGAUACUCAAAUUACUGCGUCAGGGUUACCGUUAUAUCUGAACAUGGGCUUCGAAAAAAAACUGACGCGGUCUGUGCCUCCACGGCGAUUGAUAGUUAGUACAAGUUUAAAUAAGUCUGACUGGUGUGAUAGAUAACCUUCAAAUCAGUAUUUUCUAAGGAUUUGUUCUAACUCCAUCAGUUAAAAAAGGGUCACACGACCUUUUGUAAGUGUGUUUCGCAAGAUCGUCAGGAUCGGGCGUUUGCGGGAACGGGCGGCCAUCUUGGUUUCAUAUGUACGGAAGGGGUGGCUGCGGGGGCUUAUAGCGAUGGGGGAAGUGAGGCCUUCUCCCAAACCUUCCCCCACCCCCUCAGUAGAAUCGAAACAUUUGUGACCACGAUGAUCGCCCGCGACACAAAGCACGCGAUUUCGACGCUCUUACGGAAAAAUAGGGGACUGUGAUUAGUCUACACAGUCCUAAGCUGAUGAGGUUGUUCUGAAGGAUGAUUUGCAACAUACUACACAUGACCUAAAGUUUUAGAUCGGUUUCUUUGCACAUACCCUGCGCGUGCCAAGGAUGUCUAGGGAGGACAGUCUAUUACCAUGUUGGUGUUUGGGACAUCAACAUCUGAAAAUCUUUGGGCAGAAACAUGUGUCUGUUUUAAAUUGUAGGGGUCUUCUGUUGCAAUUGUCUCAACCCCAACAGGCUUAAACGAUUAGUGAUAAAAUAUAUGAACAGGAAGGCUAAAACUGGGGAUGUAAUUCCAGUUUAAAAUAAUGUUACUCUAACAAAAAAAAAAACAACAGCAACAAAAACAACAACAGAAAAAUGCAUUAACACGGAUCCAAAGGUAGUCUACUCUUACAGAGUAGACUACCUUUAUUAUAUUCAAUCUAUCAUCAAUUAUUAUAUAACUAUUCUCUUCAGGAGCCCCACAAAAAGGCAUCAUUUUACAGUUUUUUAAUAAAGCUGCGUAAACGUUCUUUGUUAUUAAUAACCAAUUGGCAUCAACGUGUCAAAAAAUGAUAAAUUCUAAUUUUCAAUGUUAUUUCCAAACAGUAGUUUAAUGAUUUAUAUGUAUUAAAAAAGAUACAGGAGGGACACUUUCCUGAAGAAAUGUUCCCUUUCUUUCAACAGUCCUUUCCUUGAAUCUCCACAAAGCAAGCUCCUUUCUAUAUCUGUGAUAGAUACUACUCCCAAUCGGUCCCUUAAACGUGUCCUACUAAAUUAUAAAAAAAGCGAAGAAAAACGCUACCGGUUGUUUUGCUGUUGUUAUUGUUGUUUUUAUUUAUGUUAUUAUUUAUGUUAUGUUAUUAUUUAUAUUUUUUUCGGUUGACGCUGGGAUAGAAUAAUAAGAGUAACCUAUUUAAGUCCAAAAAUUCAAAAUGGUGGGUUUACUUGCACCAUCUUUCCUACCUACUUUUAACCUAUUUUCGCUUGCUAGUGUGAAUGUAGAAUUUUCACUUUAUCUUAAAGAAAUUGUCCAACUACAGUGGAGGUUUCCUUUAUAAGUAUGAACACAUCUUUGCAUAACUUCAACUAUCCCUUAGCUUUUUUUCUUUUGUAUUUUUCUUUGAUAGCUCCAAACGAUCCUCCGGAAAAUCUCACUGUGCAAGAUAGCAGUUAUACUUGGUUACUGAUAAGCUGGAAUCAUUCGAGGCCAUAUUUUGCUCCUAAUGAAGUUGAAGGAUUCCUUAUAAACGUAAACGAGAAUGGAGGAUUAUCUAACAGUAUUCUGUCAGUGCAAGAUGUACCGGAAGAGAAAAAUAUUUCAGGAUUGAAAGAAAAUACAGAAUACUGCAUAAAGGUGAAAGCUGUAACAACUCAUGGAUUGGGUGAAGAGAGCGAUGAACUCUGUGCCUUCACGGACCAAGAAGACGGUAGGAGAAAGGAUCCUGGCCAAAUAUAAAACAAGUGAUUUAAAUCAUGACGUCACUUAGCCAUGGCUGUUCACACUAACACCACACUGAUUACGGGUUCAAACUAACUUACUGUACAAAAUAGUGAAAAUAGAUUUUAAGAUUAUUACUCUUAAGUAUGUUUACCAUACUAUUUUUAUUUAUAUUGGUAAAAAAAUACUUGAUAACCAUUUAAAUUAAUAUUAAUAAUACCCAUAAUAAUAAUACUGAUGAUGAUGAUGAUGAUGAUGAUGAUGAUGAUGAUAAUAAUGGUGCUAAAAAUUUUGUCAAUAAUAACGAAGCCAAUACACCUAGUCAAAUACUUUAAGUCAGUGUUAAUUGAUAAAGUUUUAAUCGGAAGUUGAUAUUAAGAUCAUUUUUAUCAAUGUUACUGUGUUCGAAUAUUAACUAUUUGAGUUUAUGAUAGAUUCAAUUAAUUUCUUGGUACAUGUAGAUAGCUGCCUGGUCCCGGUUGUUCAAAAGUUGGAUAGCGCUAUCCAAUGCAUAAGUAUUACAAUAACUAAUUGUGUUAUCGACUGGGUAGUUAUUUAUCCAGUGGAUAGCGCUAUCCACCUUUUGAACAAAUGGGGCCCGAUAUUUAGGAUUUUCCGAUUAAAGGCUUGUUUCUUUUUCAGCUAUCACCAUUAUCGCCACCUCUUCAAGUGAGUCACCUGCACUGGUAUCUGCCACUCAUACAGUCGUCGACCUUUCAACUUUGUUAACCAUGCCACAAGCAGCCCCGGUGAUGACUAUCGACCCUAGCCUGUUGACUGCCACGCUGUCGCUAUCUUCUGCAAUGAAUGGAGCUCUCAAGGGCACUUUAUCCUUAGCAGUUUCCUCCACUCCUGCACUAGUCUUCCACCGGUUAACAUCAUCGAAUGCGACCCAAGCAACCCCGAAAAUGACUUACGAUCCUGGCAUGUUAACUGCCUCGCUAUCGCUAUCUUCUGCACGGAAAGGAGCGAUCAAGAGCAGAACAUCUAUAUUAGUUCUCUCCACUCCUGCACUACUUUUGUACCCGUUACCAUCAUCAACAGCAAGACAAGCAACCCCGACAAUGACUUACGAUCCUAGCUUCUUUACCGCCUCGUUAUUUUCUACACUGAACGGAGCGACAAGGACCACAAUAUCCACAACAAUUCUCUCUCCGCCUGCACCUGUCACUACCAAUCCGGUAUCAGUAACCACAAUAAUUACGCCAUUAGUUCUUUCAGUAUCUGUGCAAGGAGCUAAUGACCAAGGGAGCUCAGUGAUAACUUCAGGUAAUCACUUUCAUUGAGACGGCACGUAAGCCGGAACAUAACAAACGUAUGAAGUGGAUAUGCACCCUUUUCCAGCGUAAUGGACUUUUCUGGAUGCACCUCAUAUAGCUAUAAAGAAAUAAAUAAGGAACAACAACAAUAAUAACAAAAUGGUGGGUUCUUGGACCAUAUCAUCCUUGAAAUUUACGCCAAUAAAGGCAGUUAAAAAAGGAUUCCCGAAUAACCACGAAAAAAAAAACAAAAACAAAAUGCUUUACUCUUUUGCGGUUGUGUUUUUCCCCUACUUGUGACGCUGAUCCUCAUAUUUUCCAGUUUUUCAUCUUAAUCCUGGCCUCUUGUCUAUCUAGAGGGGCAGAAACGGCCUGCUCUCUGGAAAAAAAGGCUGUCUUUCUAGAUUAUUUGCGCGGUAUUCUGAGACUUGUACCUCUCCUGAGCUCUACUAAAACCUUGUUGGGAUGGCUACAGUCAUUGGCUUUUGGCUUUUGGCUUUUGUAAAGUGUAAUGUAUAUAACUUUUCUUGUAAUAAUUCUAAGUGUCUGAGUCAAUGAAAGGUUGUUGUUCUUGUUGUUGUUGCAGUUUUUUUCGCUCGACCUUUGCCUAAGAUUUAUUAUCUUUCAUUGAUGUUUUGUUAAUGAAAUUUUCAUUUCCAUCAAAUGAAGUUUAUGCUUAACUGGGAAAAAGCUUCCGAAAUGCCUUGUUCUUGUGCUUCCCGUUUUGAGAAAACGGAACGACUUUGUUUUUAUGUAUAUCGGGGCGAUGAAAUUCUUGUCCGUUAAGGUGAGAAUAAAUCAAUUUCUCCACGGUGCGAACCAACCUUCACUCGACGUCCUGAGUGAGUGUAAAGAAUUUUUCACAAUGUCUUUCCCCCUUACUUGUAAAUUAGUAAAUAAUCUUAGUGUCUUGUCUACCUGGAGGGUCAGAAAAGGGCUGUUCCCUGAGAAACGUGGUUGCCUCUCCUCUGAGACUUUUGCCCCUCGUGAGCUCUACUAACACCUUGAUGGAGUUGCUACAGUCAAUGUCUGGUUUUCUCGCCCGACCUUUAGUCAAAAUUUGUUAUUUUUCAUUCAUGUUUUGUCCAUAAAAAGUUCAUCUGUUAAAUAAACUUAAAGCUCACACGAUAACUUUCUCUUUUAAACAGGUCUCGACCAGUCACCGACCAUAAUUACCGCAAAAGCCUCAAGUUCCACGUCUAUCACGGUCAGCUGGAACCUAAUUCCUCCUGGCGACGAGAACGAGGCUUUGAUUGGCUACAGGGUUCUGUAUGUUGACGAAGCUGAAACGCAGCCAAAGCUGAAUGUCUCAGUAGGAGCCAACAUCUCGUCAACAGAAUUGACGGGCUUGUUGGUAUACACAAAUUACUGCAUUCAAGUUUUAGCGUUUAACAGCCAGCAAGAUGGUAAUGCUAGUGACUGUGUGUUUGCGUUAACUGAUGAAGAUGGUAAGAACAAAAAAAGCCCAGAGGAAUCCUAUGUCAGGGAAGCUAUUUAUCCAGGGAAGAUCCUGAAUUAUCGGGAAUCAAAAUGCGUCAGUACCGCACAGUAUGAUUAAAAAAAAGAGCAGGACAAAAAUCCCUGGCAGGACUACGAGCGAUUGUCAAACACAGAAGAACAUCAACUUUCAAUGUCCGCAUUUAACGUUGAGCCCCAACUAGGACUUAAUAGGAGCCGAUUUCAGAAAUGCCUCAUAUUAUUUUAGAUAAUUGAUAUUGACGCCAAGUUAAAAUAGAGACUCUAUUAGCUUACAGGAAGUUAAAUGGGUUAGGAUAGUAACCUAAAGUGCCAUAUGGUAACAUCACAUGCACUGAAUCUGAUGGGUUAUCAACAGUCACGCUUUUAUAAAGGUCCAUUCUCUGUGUACCCUUGCUACAUUUUACUACCAGUAGUUCAUAUCUACUUUGUGCUGCUGCCUUUGAGCAAAGAGCACGCACUCCGCAGCAAAAUCGGCGAAUCAGCCGUUGUGAUAUGUAGGCAAGCGUAAGGAACUGGCCAUACCCAGGGAGUUCGCUAGCAGUGUGUUUCUUGCUGAUUGAAUCCCCUUUUUUGAAGGUGUGCAAGAGAGAUCCCACCACGUAAAUGUGAUGUCACCCUUUUCUCGUCAUGAUAGAAUAAUACAAAGAGUGCACCAAUUUUUCUUAAAAUUAUUUUCAGUUCCAUCUAUGGCUCCCACUAAUCCCUCGGUGUUCAUGUUGAACAACAGUGUAAUGCUGUCCUGGGGCCAGCCGCCCUCUGUUGGUAUAAAUGGAGAGUUGCUGGGCUAUUCAGUACAUAUUCAGGAAUCUAAUACUGUCGUUCUCGUAGGGAAGUGUUACUUAUCCAUGGAGCUUAAGAAGGAGAAUAUCUCUGCUGAAAGUUGUGUUCGAGUAGGUGCUAUAACUAAAGCCGGGUUUGGUGUGCCAACGUCUUGUGUCAAAAUUGACUUGGGUGAGUUCACAACCUUGACUUCGAUACCUUGGUCAUAAGAGAUGUAAAGAUCUUACCCCGUUUUUCAAACAUUGGAUAACUUUAUCCACAUGAUAAAUCACUACUCAAUGUACAAAUAUUAGGGAGGAAACCAAUGGCGUUAUCUACUAGACAGAGAUUUAUCCAGUGGAUAUCAAUUGAUCAAGGCCGAAAAAGUUGGAUAUGAAGCACGGAAAACCAUUUUGCCUGUCUAAAAGAAAGGAAUUUUUCCUUUUCCUUGAAGGCACCAAAUGAAAAAAACAAUAGUGUUUCUGAGUUAUUUAUCCUUCAAAGUCCUAACGAUUGAAAUUUGUCUCCAAAGACUGGAUAAAAAUGAGGUUCGUGAGCUGCCAUCUAGGAUCAUGCAUGACGUCAUUGCGUUCAAAGUCAGUUUUGCCAAAUUUUACUCAAUGUUGUUCCAGAAAUCAUGUAAUCAGAAAUUAAGUUUGAUAACAUUGCCAAUCAUUCAAAAAGGGGUCGGAAUAUAAUUUUAAGAGGUAAGAAAUUGCCACGUAAGGUCUCUUGAAGCUCACGCCAACCUUGAUCAACCUUGAUCAUCUUACUGCCGUUUUGGUUCGCGCGUGACGUCUUUACGUCCAACCUCAGUUUUACCGGACUUGACAUUUUUGAUAAUUGGAUGUGGUUCCAGAAUUAAUGUCACCGGAGAUUAAGUUUGAUAUCAUGACAUUUUUUAGAACAUGCCCUGAAAACAAGUUUUAGUUGUACGAAAUUGUCAUUUAAGGUCCCUUAAGGUCGUCUUACUACAUUUAUAAUUUUAAACCAAGCUAUCGAGUUGACAGAAAGACUCAGUCAAGAUGUAUACUGAGAUCAUAAGGCAAUUUCUUAUUUCCUUGCAGGUUCGGACUUUAAUCUUAUUUCACUAAGUGCAACAAAAAAAAUGAGUUUUUCAGCAAUAAAGGUAACAUGGACACACCCAGCAAAAGAACGUAUGGGCGGACAGUUACUUGGUUAUAUUGUAAGAUACCAAGCAGUCCGUCAGGGAGAUCAACCAAUAUUACAGUUAGAAGCUAGUGCAGCCUCAACCCUUCAUGUAUCUGCUAAUUGCAGCGAAUUCGUGCUCUUGAAUCUUUCCUCGUAUUCGAUGUACAAGAUUGAGGUGGCACCUGUUACAGCAGAGGGAGUCGGGAACUACAGUUAUCCCGUUUAUGGA
Messenger RNA from Porites evermanni, 10567 nucleotides. The record is from the annotation of a GenBank genome assembly. NCBI's taxonomy places the organism in Eukaryota, Metazoa, Cnidaria, Anthozoa, Scleractinia, Poritidae.